Messenger RNA from Prorocentrum cordatum, 362 nucleotides. The record is from the annotation of a GenBank genome assembly. Lineage: Eukaryota; Dinophyceae; Prorocentrales; Prorocentraceae.
CCUGGUGCUGGACUCGCUCGACCUGCCGUGGCUGGGAGGUCUCUUCGCGGGCUUCCGCAGGGGCCAGCCGGACAGGCUCUUCUUCGACUUCAAGUACCACCUCCUCGGCCCGACCAUGUCGGCGGCCGCCAAGAGGGCAGGCCUCGACAAGCUCAAGAUGUCACCGUACCACAUGAGGCAUUCUGGCCCCAGCCACGACAUCCUGCACAAGAGGAGGUCGCUCGCAAGCGUCAGGGCAAGGGGCCGGUGGAUGUCCGAUCGCACUGUGAGAAGGUACGAGGCUCAUGGGCGGCUGCUACAGCAGCAGUCGAAGGCUCUCGCCUGCGCCGGAGUCCCAGCAGAGGCCUGGGACAUCGAGCAAG